Humulus lupulus (European hop) is the source of this 1500-nucleotide messenger RNA. Its product is annotated as putative ETHYLENE INSENSITIVE 3-like 4 protein. Lineage: Eukaryota; Viridiplantae; Streptophyta; Magnoliopsida; Rosales; Cannabaceae. Gene Ontology annotation, molecular function: DNA-binding transcription factor activity; DNA binding. The transcript has a single exon. The record is from RefSeq and is a predicted model, not a curated record. Bases 1 to 1500 code for a protein of 499 amino acids. Gene Ontology annotation, cellular component: nucleus.
AUGGUGAUCAAGCACCUUGAAGGAAUGGAUCCUCCAUGUCUCGGAGAAGAAAAGCUACUAACAAAAAUAGAAUACGAAGAAGAAGAUGAAAAUAUCAGUUACGAUGAGCUUGAGAAGCGGAUGUGGAAGGAUAGGAUGCGCAUGCAGCAGCUUAAAAGUCAAAAUGAGUCAGAUGUUAUUACUACAACUACGACCAAAGAUCAUGAUCACGAUGCUGAUGAUCAGCCGGAAACGUCGUCGGCUUCACCGGCCAGACAAGAAGAGGCGUCACGGAGGAAAAAGAUGGCGAGAGCCCAAGAUGGCGUACUCAAAAACAUGGUCAAGAUCAUGGAAGUCUGCAAAGCCAAAGGCUUCGUCUACGGCAUCGUCCCGGAGAUUGGAAAGCCAGUCAGCGGCUCCUCUGACAGUCUCCGGGCAUGGUGGAAGGAAAUAGUCAAGUUUGACAGGGCUGCACCGCUCGCCAUCGCUGAAAGCUUACUGCCGCCGGAGAUUGUAGAAGAAGCCGGGCCUCAAAUGGGUCCAGCUUCUUGUAUGCAUCUUCUUGGAAACAUGGACGACACAACUUUGGGGUCUAUUCUCUCUGCGUUAAUGCAGCACUGUGUCUCACCACAAAGGAGAUUUCCUAUUGAGAGAGGGUUGGCCCCACCGUGGUGGCCCACUGGGAAGGAGCUGUGGUGGGGCCAGCAAGGAGUUGUUCCAGAACAAAAUCCUCCACCAUAUAGGAAGCCCCACGACCUUAAAAAGUUAUGCAAGGUUAUUGUCUUAGCUGCUAUCCUUAAACAUAUGGCCCCAAAUUUUAAUAGGGUGAGAAGGUUAGUCAACCAAUCAAAGUGUUUACAAGGGAAGAUGACAGCUCAAGAUAGUGCUAUUUGGUCAAAGGUCGUUAACCAGGAAGAAGCCCUCUCACAAGUAGCCAAGAAUCGCCUUAUAAUCUCAUCAGAAGACGAUCGUGAUCAUGAGAAUGAUCAAGUUGACCAGUGCAUAUCAAAGAAGAAAAGAAAGAGUACGUUUGAGAAAGAAGCCUCUUCAGAUAGUCCAGAGCCAUAUGCUUGCCAAAAUACUCUAUGUCCUCAAAGCGAAAAGAGCCCAGGUUUUGUGGACAAUAACACAAGGAAAACUCAAGAAAUGUCACAGCUGUGUGCUUUUCAGCUCGGAGCAGAAAUCACCUCUAGUGAAGAAACUAAUGUUGAAGCCUCGGAUUUAUUGACAAAGGAGACAAGUUAUUUUAAUGAUGCUCAAAAUUUGAGUUUGGCUGAUGAUUGGAUGAAUAGUGAAGCCAAUCAAGCAGUAAAUGAUACUGUGACUGAGAGUGGGGAGACUUUCAAUAAUAUUCCUGGUGUUACUAAUUUUGGAGGCUAUGCAAGCUGUUUGGAGGAGCUAACUAAAUAUAUUGAUCAAAUGGAUCAAGAAGCAGCAUUCCCAUUAAUGCUAGACCUUAUUAUCCCACGUAUUGAUGAUGAUCAACAGGAAACUUCUAUUUGGGAUAUGGGAUUUGACUGA